AGUUUGUGUUCCUUUCCUCAGACUAACAGAAGUAUGCAUCAAGGAAACCAAAGCACUGUCUCUGAAUUCAUCCUCCUAGGCCUCUCCACCCAGGCUGAGAAGCAGAACCUCCUCUUUGGGCUCUUCCUGAGUAUGUACCUGGUCACUGUGUUUGGGAAUGGGCUCAUCAUUCUGGCCAUUGCCUUGGACGCACACCUUCACACACCCAUGUAUCUAUUCCUUGCCAAUCUAUCCUUUGCUGAUAUCUUAUCCUCUUCUACCUCAAUUCCUAAAAUGCUGGUGAAUAUUCUGACCAAGAGUCAAUCCAUCUCCUAUGUGAGCUGCCUCAUACAAAUGUACUUUUCCAUUGUGUUUGUUGUUGUUGACAAUUUUCUCUUGGGGGUAAUGGCCUAUGACCGCUUUGUGGCUAUCUGCCACCCUCUGAACUAUACAAUUGUCAUGCACCCCAAGUUCUGCAUCUCACUCACCAUCAUCCCAUGGGUCCUUAGCAACAUUGUUGCUCUGACACACACUCUUAUGGCCAAUCAACUGGUCUUCUGUGGCGACAACACCAUCCCGCACUUCUUCUGUGACUUGGCUCCCCUGCUCAAACUGUCCUGCUCAAAUGCAAUGAUCAAUGAAGUUUUAAAGUUUGCUGUGGGCUUAUCAGUCAUCACCUUCCCUUUUGCCCUCAUCCUCUUCUCCUAUGUCAGCAUUGUCAGAGCAGUUCUGAGGAUUUCAUCCACAGAGGGAAAAUGGAAAGCCUUCUCCACCUGUGGCUCGCACCUGACAGUUGUGUUGCUCUUCUAUGGGACCAUUGUGGGGGUUUACUUUUUCCCUUCGUCCACUCACCCUGAGGACACAGACAAGAUCGGUGCAGUACUAUUCACUGUUGUGACACCCAUGAUGAACCCCUUCAUCUAUAGCCUGAGGAACAAGGACAUGAAAGGUGCUCUGAGAAAGCUCAUCAAUAAAAAACCAUUGGCCUCCAGGAUAUACUCUGGCAGUCCAAUAAUGGCUGGUUGCAAGAUGGAGAGUCCGAGUGCCUGGUAA
This is a messenger RNA of Jaculus jaculus (lesser Egyptian jerboa), 1032 nucleotides long. Its product is annotated as olfactory receptor 1S1-like. Gene Ontology annotation, cellular component: membrane. The transcript has 2 exons. Lineage: Eukaryota; Metazoa; Chordata; Mammalia; Rodentia; Dipodidae. The record is from RefSeq and is a predicted model, not a curated record. Gene Ontology annotation, molecular function: G protein-coupled receptor activity; olfactory receptor activity. Bases 34 to 1032 code for a protein of 332 amino acids. Gene Ontology annotation, biological process: G protein-coupled receptor signaling pathway.